AUGGUCGAAAAGAACCGGCUCCUGGAAGCGGACAAGGUCGGCCUUAGCCAAGACAAUGCCCAUUUUUCUUCGAGGCUCGGUGAACUCGAGGCCACUAUCUCUCAACUUCGGAGUGAGCUGGACUCGGUCAAGGCUGAUGCCGUGAAGAUGGCCGAGAGGCAUAGGCUGCUUGAAUCCGAGAAUGCUGAGUACAAGGAGAAGUUGAGGGUAUUCGAACAGAAAGCCGAGGAUAGGGCCCGGAUAUGCGACGAGCUCAAAACCAAAUUCGAGGAGACAGCCGAGGCCAAUGACAUUCUGAAGGCCGAGCUUGAGUCGGCUACUCAAGUUCAAAGAAUCCUCGAUGAAGAGAGGUCGGAAUUAGUGGCUAAAUUGGCCCAAGCUGAGGCCGACUUAGCUGAGUCUCUUAAGAAUGUGGAGGUUGCCGAGGCUCAUACCACGAUUGCGGUUGAGUAUGAACGGUGGAAGUCCCGAAGGGCCACCCUUGAGCAAGCCCAACAAGGAUUUGGGGACCUCCCGGCCCUGAUACUUGAAGCCCGAACGAUCGAGAAGGAAGCCAAGAGAGCCCUCAAUACCGAUUUUGAGGAUUCUGAGAGAACAGUAUCCGAGCACUCCGGCUCCAGUCGCACCGGGUAG
Lycium ferocissimum is the source of this 633-nucleotide messenger RNA. RefSeq lists its product as uncharacterized. The coding region runs from base 1 to 633 and encodes 210 amino acids. The transcript has a single exon. The record is from RefSeq and is a predicted model, not a curated record. NCBI's taxonomy places the organism in Eukaryota, Viridiplantae, Streptophyta, Magnoliopsida, Solanales, Solanaceae.